AGGCUGAACUCACUUUAACAUUGAUUUUACCAUAACAACUUACCAAUUCAUUUCGUUAACUGCCUAUCCGAUACUUACUUACGCACUUUACCCUAAUAAGUCUCGAUCAAACCUGUAAUUUAUUUGCAAUCAUUGUCGUCUAGAACGCCUCCAUCUUGGGAACCAUUCAAUUAUCCGGUUUUCCCGGCCUCUUCGCUUUCGCCGUCAGCAACGUCCAUACACCUACCGAGUCUCCAACGAUACAAGUGUCCUAGUUUGAAUUAUCUCAUUAUCUCAUCCUACGCGCCCGUUGCUACGAAUAGCGAGGUCUGCUCGUCCCUUUCGGCUCGAUCGCGAAAAAGAACAGAACAGAUCCAUAGUUCAUACCAGCCAUCCCGACACACUCGUCAGGAUGGCCGUCACUUCGAUACAAGACCGCACCUCCGAAUUCCGAUCCGUGCUCACCCAAGUCCAAAGGCGACAGGCUUCAUCCAAGGUCGGCUCUCAGAGGAGAUCUCUCCUGACAGAUUCGCAAAAGGCCGCCGCCAAUGGAGACGCGCAACCACAUCGGAGGUCCGAGUUCGCGAGACGCGCGGCCGAGAUAGGGCGCGGGAUUGCUGCUACAAUGGGGAAGUUAGAAAAGUUGGCGCAGUUAGCAAAGCGCAAGACGUUAUUCGACGACAGACCCGUCGAGAUUAACGAGCUUACUUUUAUAAUAAAACAAGAUCUAUCAUCCUUAAACCAGCAGAUCGGCGGCUUGCAAACGUUAACACGGCAACAACACCCAAGGGCAGAUCAAGAGGGCGAGCACAAUAAGAACAUUGUCUUGAUGUUACAAGGCAAGCUUAGCGAUGUAGGCGCCAACUUCAAGGACGUGCUCGAGGUGCGCACCAAGAACAUCCAGGCAUCCCGGUCGCGAACCGAGAACUUCAUCUCUUCCGUAUCGCAGCACGCGCAGUCUUCCUCGCUCCAGCAACAAUCCGCCUCUCCCUUAUACGGGACACCCAACCGAGGCACGCCGUCACCCGGCGCGGACUUAUUAACGCUCAACCCGCCCGCGGCAAUGGGCGACCAGCAGAUGCUUUUAAUGGAGGAGGCGGCGCCGCAGAACUCGUACAUCCAACAACGAGGCGAGGCCAUCGAGGCCAUCGAGAAGACUAUUGGCGAGCUCGGAUCGAUAUUCGGGCAGCUGGCGCAGAUGGUGUCGGAGCAGAGCGAGAUGAUCCAGCGCAUCGACGCGAACACCGAGGACGUGGUCGACAACGUGCAGGGCGCGCAGAGGGAGCUGCUGAAGUAUUGGGCUCGCGCUUCGAGUAAUCGAUGGUUGAUUGCUAAGAUGUUUGGCGUUUUGAUGAUAUUUUUCUUGUGGGUCCUCCGUCUCCUUUUCUCAGCAUUUCUUCCUUCAAUUCUUCCUACCACCCUUUGAAAUAUGUACUGGUUUCGCUGACUAGGAAUAGGUUAUGGGUCCUCAUCGCUGGUUAAGCGGAGGAGACGAGAAAAUAAGACACGAGAUGAGAUUUGUUAGUAGACGCUGGUGUACUACUAUUACGAUUCUUCAGUUUGUACAUUAUUACGCCAUCCACCCCUGGCCGAGGGACCUAUGGUAGUUGGGCUACACGUACUAGAUUUUAAUGACAUGCAUGGCGGCGACCUGUUUGUAUGCGUACCACACCCUAUAAAGUAUUGGUUCUUGC
Annulohypoxylon truncatum is the source of this 1673-nucleotide messenger RNA. RefSeq names its product putative ER-golgi SNARE complex subunit. Gene Ontology annotation, molecular function: SNAP receptor activity; SNARE binding. Gene Ontology annotation, cellular component: SNARE complex; endomembrane system; Golgi membrane. Gene Ontology annotation, biological process: endoplasmic reticulum to Golgi vesicle-mediated transport; vesicle fusion; intracellular protein transport. The coding region runs from base 392 to 1405 and encodes 337 amino acids. The transcript has 3 exons. Lineage: Eukaryota; Fungi; Ascomycota; Sordariomycetes; Xylariales; Hypoxylaceae. The record is from RefSeq and is a predicted model, not a curated record.